Molecule: messenger RNA, 576 nt
Organism: Tetrahymena thermophila SB210
Lineage: Eukaryota; Ciliophora; Oligohymenophorea; Hymenostomatida; Tetrahymenidae
Product: transmembrane protein, putative
Exons: 2
Source: RefSeq, a predicted model, not a curated record
GGUAUUUAAAUAUUUCAUUUAAAAAUAAUCAAAAAUAUAUGCAGAUAUACAAAUGCUUUAAAAUUAAUUGUUUUAAUUACUAUUUUUUUCUUUAUAUCUGAAUCAAAAUAUCAAUUAUAAUAUAUCUAUAUAUAUCUUUUAAUAUAUUUUUAUAAGCAAUUACGCAAUAAUUUUCUCAGUUAGGUUCACUCUAUUUUAGUAAGAAACAAAGUAAUCUCCUCUUUAUUUCAAAAUAAAAAAAGAAGUAGAAUUACAUUAUAAAUGCAGGAAAGUAAGCCACUAAAAAAAUAAAAUCAUUUCUACUUGGAGAAAAAUUUUAUUAAAAUAUACACAGGUAGAAGAUAGAAGUUAUCAACAUAAGCUCAUAAAUAACUAGUAGAAUAAACGGUAUAAUACUUCUUUAAUAAAUAAUUGGGAAUGUAAUUAUGCAAGUAGCACCAACUGCUAUGUAUCCUAUAUAUAAGAGCUAUUGAGAGUCCCUUGACCGCUUUUAUCUACAUUUAAAGUAAAGUAUCUAUCAUCCAAAGAUACCUAGAAGUAUCAAUGAUAGACUUAAUUACAUCAGGAUUAGCUUGA